Molecule: messenger RNA, 1557 nt
Organism: Rhodotorula graminis WP1
Lineage: Eukaryota; Fungi; Basidiomycota; Microbotryomycetes; Sporidiobolales; Sporidiobolaceae
Exons: 6
Cellular component (GO): endomembrane system; membrane
Source: RefSeq, a predicted model, not a curated record
CCUUCCGUCACCUGGACCGCCGUCGAGUACAGCAACACCAAGUGGGGCCACGUCUGGGAGACCGAGUGGGCCGUCCCCGAUACCGUCCAGCACAACGCCUCGUUCUUCCUCGACGCCUUCGUCACCCGCACCGGCCUGUCGCCCGACCCGCGCGACGCGUCGUAUCCGGGCAAAGGCGAGGUCCUCCACAUCCGCAAGCCCCUGAUUCGCUACGCGCCGCAAAAGCGCGUUCGCGCGACCAAGAACCUCUUGUCGGGCAAGGCCGACGACGACGAGGACGCCGCCGCCGAGGCCAAGGAGUACGAGGACUGGAAGAGCCGCCCGUUCGUGUCGUACUACUACCCGAACGUCACCCUCGAGCUCGUCGGCGACGCGGCCAACGUCGCGUACGCGACCCUGCCGCCGCCGGUCAAGCAGCACGUCCACAUUGCGCGCGAGGGCGCCAAGACGUUCGACGACAAGCAGGCCUACUUCCCGAUCCUGUUCCCCAACACGUUCUGGGACCUCUCGUCGCAGCUCCAGCCGGUCAACACGACGACGACCGUCCUCCCGCUCCGCGUCGAGUUCAAGCCGAGCGGCUACUUCAAGUUUCAGCUUCAGUCGACCAUGGACGAGGCGUUCACCAAGCAGAGCGCGUCGAUGGGCGGCGGGUCCGGCGGCGAGCUCGACGAGAUCAAGCGCAUCCUCAUCGAGACCAACCCGGUCCUCCUCAUCACGACCGUCGUCGUCUCGGUCCUCCACAUGCUGUUCGAGUUCCUCGCCUUCGCGGGCGACAUCGCCCACACGAGGAGCCGCAAGGGCCUCGUCGGCGUCUCGGUCCGCACCAUCUUGACCAACGUCUUUGUCCAGUUCAUCGUCCUGCUGUACCUCAUCGACCAGAGCGAGGAGACGAACUACAUGAUCAUCAUGAGCAGCGGCAUCGGGCUCGCCAUCGAGGCGUGGAAGAUCACCAAGGCGGUCGACAUCAAGGUCGUGCGCCAGCCGGCCCAGUCACUCUUGCCCUACAAGGUCGAGAUCCACGACAAGCACGUCCUCAACGAGGACGAGCUGCGCACCCAGGAGUACGACCGGGCGGCGUUCAAGAUUGUCGGGCUCGGCACGACGCCGUUCUUGGUCGGGUGGACCAUCUACUCGAUGCUGUACCAGUCGCACCGCUCGUGGUACAGCUUCGUCAUCCAGACCCUGACUUCGUUCGUCCAGAUGUUCGGCUUCGUCCAGUUGGUGCCUCAACUCAUCAUCAACUACAAGCUCAAGUCGGUCGCGCACAUCCCGAUGAAGGCCAUGAUGUACAAGUCGCUCUCGACCGUCAUCGACGACUUUUUCUCGUUCAUCAUCAAGAUGCCGCUCCUGCACCGCCUCGCCUGCUUCCGCGACGACGUCGUCUUCCUCGUCCUCCUCUACCAGCAGAAGUGGAUCUACCGCGUCGACUAUUCGCGCGAGAACGAGUACGGCCAGAAGUUCGACGAGGACGAGGCCAAGAAGCAGCUCGACAAGAAGGCGCACGACGAGCAGGCGCGCAUCAAGGCCGACGGCGUCGAGACCAAGAAGACGCAGUGA